Molecule: messenger RNA, 1730 nt
Organism: Lolium rigidum
Lineage: Eukaryota; Viridiplantae; Streptophyta; Magnoliopsida; Poales; Poaceae
Product: myosin-1-like
Exons: 5
Coding region: 139-1218 (359 amino acids)
Source: RefSeq, a predicted model, not a curated record
AGAUAGAGAGAGCCAGCGCCAUCAACCUCUACGUCUCGCCCAUAAUUAUAUCUUCACCCAGCGGUAAUUGCUGUCCUCGCCCUAUAAUAAUCCGGUAGGGGGUUGUUCCCUCCACGCUUGCUCUCCUCGUGGGCGGAAAUGGCGGACGAGUUCGACGCCGCGGCCGCCGGCUUCUGGCUCCCGGACGAGUUCCUCGACGACGACUUCUUCGCCGACGAGAAGGCCGCCGCCGCGGCCGCCGCCGCCGCCAGGAGCGACAGCGACGAGGAGGACGCGCUCGUCGGCGGCCUCUCCCGCCGCAUGGCCGGCCUCGACUGCGACGGCGCCAUUGCUAACAAGGGGGAGGUCGUGGCCGGGUCUCCGCAGUCCACGCUCUGCGGCCUGCACGCCUCCGGGGAGGACAGCCCCACCGGCGCCGCCUCGCAGGUCAGCUCCCCGCCCUCGUCCCCGCUCGACAAGCAGCCCGCCGACCCGUGGGACCUGCUGCACGAGGCCGCCGGCCAGGUGGCCCGCCUGCCGCCCACCACCGGCAGCAUCCCCGUCCCCAAGCCCAACGCCGCCGUCGCGCCGCCGCCGCCGAAGCACGCCGCGCCGCUGCUCCCCGCCCCGAAGCCCGCCACCACCGGCAGCAACUACCAGUACACCUCGCACGCCCAGCGCCAGGCGCAAAUCGCUCGCUUCCACCUCCUGAAGCAGCAGCAGGUGAUGAAGCACCAGCAGCUGGCCAUGGCCAUGGCGUGGGGCGGCGCCGCCAACGACUACUCGCCGCUCGGCCUGGGCCCGUCCGCCUGGCCGCCGCUGCAGAAGCAGGCCCCGAACCAGCCCCCCGCGCCCGCCUCCACCAACGCCGGCAUGCGCGCCGUGUUCCUCACCCCGCCCGGGGCCAAGCGCGAGUGCGCCGGCACCGGCGUCUUCAUACCGCGCCAGGCCGGCGCACCCGCCGAGCCCAGGAAGAAACAAGGCUGCUCCAGCGUUCUCCUCCCGGCGCGCGUCGUCCAGGCGCUCAACCUCAAUGUCGAGGACCUCGGCGCACGGCCCUGCUACCCCGGCGGAUUCGUCGUAGAUCACGAGGCACUGGUGAACCGGAGCAACGCGAUGCAGGCGAGCCAGAGGCGCGAGCAGAACAAUGUCAAUGCUCCAGCAGCGGCGGCCGCGGCGCAUUCUCCGCCGCUCGCCGUGGCCUGCGAGGUCAAUCUGCCUCAGGAGUGGACGUACUGAGAUGCGAAUUGCGUCUCAGCCAACAUGCAUCUUCUGAUCUCUCCACCCCGGUUACUAUAAUAUCUAAGAAGCAUAUUUACAAUUAUUAUUGUUAGCACCGCUAGGUAGAUGUUAGCUAGAGGUAGGAGAAAUGAGCAGCAGCGUUAGGUGUUCUUUUGUGUGGUGAUAUAUUGGUUGGUUAUUUUGGACCUGGAUGGAUGGGUGCAGACGAACAGAUCGGAGGAAGAUAAUCCAUGGGAUCCGCAGGUUGUUGGGGGUGUGCGAGUUUGGGAAGGAAAUAAGUAAUAAGUGGUUCUUAUGAUGAAUAAUUUGGGAGUAGCUAUUUUUAGUUGUGUAAGCCAUGAUUGGGAGCAUAUCAUCACAUAAGUUUGGGAAGGUGUCGCUGUAAGAAAGAAAUAAGAGCUUCAUUGUUUCCAUUAGCGCUUGGGAGGAUUAGCUUUGUGGCAGCUCCACUCUUUUGUAGCCUUUUCGGCGUCUGUUGCUUCAUGAAUAAGGAACCCUCUCUUUGAUAA